Nilaparvata lugens (brown planthopper) is the source of this 1912-nucleotide messenger RNA. It is a transcript of the gene stas, whose product is annotated as transmembrane protein 41B. Lineage: Eukaryota; Metazoa; Arthropoda; Insecta; Hemiptera; Delphacidae. The transcript has 6 exons. The coding region runs from base 226 to 1023 and encodes 265 amino acids. The record is from RefSeq and is a predicted model, not a curated record. Gene Ontology annotation, cellular component: endoplasmic reticulum membrane.
GCCUAUGAUUUUUGGAGAUGCGAUUUUUCACAAAUUGUCAGUGUCAGCUCAGCCUCUUAAUCAGAAGUGUGGCUUAGUAAAAUUUUCAUCUGCUCGUAAUCUAUAAUGACAACGAUUUACAACGAAUAGACUAUUAUUUCAAUAUUAAGCAAUGUUUGAAAUGCAAUUGAAUAAAUUCUAAAAGAUAUAAUUGUUUAUAUUUGGUAUUCGACUAUUGUCUUUAUCAUGGAAGUCCAGAGAGAUCCACCAAAAGAAACUGUAAAAGUCAAAGUAAAACGUGAACAAGAAGUCAGUACACAUGUAACAGUGGUCACAAUAGUCUGUGUUUUCAUAUUCUAUUUGGUGUCAUUAUGCUACAUUUACAUGAACUUCCCUGCACUUGAGGAGAGUGAGAAACAAUAUGUGAAAUUGCCAUACGAUAUAGAGGCUGCUAAGAAUCUGGGCAGAGUUCUCGAUAAAUAUAAAGAUCGUUACUACUUCACCGUUCUGACAGCAAUUUUUGUUGUUUAUAUUUUCCUGCAAACAUUUGCGAUUCCUGGAUCGAUAUCGCUGUCUGUGCUUUGUGGGUUUCUCUUUCCCUUUCCAAUCGCUCUCUGUCUAAUUUGUUUUUGUUCCGCGACAGGAGCUUCGUUUUGUUACUUGAUAUCAAAUUUUGUGGGUCGUAGAGUCGUCUAUAAAUUCUUCCCCGAUCAAGCAGCUAAAUACUCUGAUGUGGUUACUAGACAUCGGGAUAAUAUAUUCAACUAUAUUCUUUUCCUACGGAUGACUCCAUUCCUUCCAAACUGGUUCAUAAACAUAGCGUCGCCAGUAAUUAAUGUUCCUUUAACUCCAUUCUGGAUUGGAACAUUCAUAGGUGUGGCACCACCGUCUUUUGUGGCGAUCCAGGCAGGGCAGACGCUACAGCUGCUGUCGUCGGAGACGGGAACAUGGUCGUGGAAGUCGAUGAUCAUUCUCGGCGUAUUCGCUCUUCUCUCACUGGUGCCUGUUUUCUUCAAGGGCAGAUUACGAAAGAAAUUUGCUUAGGGAUCGACUGCUUCAAUCGAUGUUGACGCCUCGCCUUCCGAAGCUCACACCAUCGACUCCACGAUUCGUGUGUUCACUGUCGAAAAAACAAUUAGACCCAAUCAGCAAUCUGAUUCGGAUUGAUUAGUGGUGUAUUGUGAGACAUGGUACAGGGAAAUUGGUUGUAAUUUGUAACGGAACGCAUUCCUUAUUGUUCAAGAGAGAACAGUAUUAUUAGGUAUUUGAAUCAAUUCAACGAAAUGACAGUUGCUUCCGCUUAGUGUAGAGCAACGUUUAUAAUGUGAUUGACUACUAUUGUUCAAAGAUUAGUACUUUUCUAAUAAGGUAUAUUUCUACUACUAUAAAUUGGAAAACAAAUUUUAUUUACAAGCUUUAAUAACCUUAGCAUAUUCCAUAAAAUGUUUUGUGGAGUGUUGAAAAAGAUAACAUAUUUCAUUAAAAUAAAUCAUUCAGAGAUGAUAUGAGCUGUUUGAUGGAAUUGUUAUCAGUUUAAUUACUUCAAAAAUGUUCAAUUAAAAAGUGUUCAACUUUCCUCAUAACAUAGUAGAAUUAUUUUUAAAGAGGUGUAUUCACCCCUCCAUUUACAUGAUGUCGAAGGCAUAAAAUGUCUUUUUAAAAUCAAAAUAUUAAUAGUGAUUCAUAGAAACUACCUACUAAAUAACUUUCAAUUGUUCGACUUCUAUUCGGCAAUCCACGGUUGAGAAAGAUUGUGUUAUUGGUUAAUAGCUGAAAGUGAUAUGAUAUAUUUAUGUAGAUGUAAGGUGAACUUCUAAUAUUAUAAAUAUUCUUGAUGGAACCUCCUUUUUACUACAUAAUAUAGUAUUCAAAUAAUGAGGAGUAUAAAUGAAUGUAUAAAAUAUUAUACCAAAUAAAUUGUUUGUAUGUACAA